AUGCCUGAGGUGCAUUCGCAUUCUCCCUCCAAGUCCCGGGUGGACUGGUCCCGCUGGCAUUUCGAUAUCGACAACUAUCUGAAUCGGUUCAUUCCUGCGCCUCCUUGGCGAUGGGUCCCCCGGCCUAUCUCGCAUUUCUUCGGAUAUCGAGGUGACCAGUCGCCGCGGGCUAUUGGUAACCUGGUCAUCGCCUUCUGGGCAUUAAUCGGGGUGUUUUGUGGUGUGUCUGUGACCAUGUCGGUGUCGAUGAGAGUGCCGGCUUUCCAACAUCAUAAUGCACCACUUAUUAUUGCCAGUAUGGGAGCCGCGGCAGUAUUGCAAUUCGCCUUGAUCGAUUCACCUUUUGCCCAGCCUCGCAACGCGAUCCUUGGACAAGUCAUUGCCUCUGCCAUCGGAGUCGGAAUAGCCAAGUUAUUUGCAUUGAAUCCCCAUGCGGAAGCCUUGCCAGAACUCAGUGCACCCCUCGCUUGUGCCAUCGUAACGGCCGUCAUGGUGCUCACCAACACAUCGCACCCCCCGGCAGGUGCCACAGCCGUACUGGCAGUCACUGAAGGCGCAGGCAUGGGCUGGUGGUUAAUACCUGUCGUGAUUUUAGAAUCGACACUCAUGGUGGCCGUAGCGUGUCUGAUCAACAACAUUCAACGACGGUAUCCUGCGUACUGGUGGACUCCUGUGGCAUUGUCACGCAAACGAGAGGAGGACGUUGAGAAGGCCAAGAAGGAAGAAGCUGAAGUCAUCUCCAGCUCAAGUAGCGUUAAAGAGAGCUUAUCAGAGCAACCUAUACAGAUAGUGAUUCGACGGGAUGAGGUGAUCAUGCCGGACAACAUCUGGAUCACGGCGGAGGAACGAGAGGUCCUGGAGACCAUCAGCCACCGGUUACGAUAG
Molecule: messenger RNA, 885 nt
Organism: Aspergillus chevalieri
Lineage: Eukaryota; Fungi; Ascomycota; Eurotiomycetes; Eurotiales; Aspergillaceae
Product: HPP family protein
Exons: 2
Coding region: 1-885 (294 amino acids)
Source: RefSeq, a predicted model, not a curated record